Messenger RNA from Cyclopterus lumpus (lumpfish), 3609 nucleotides. RefSeq names its product DBF4 zinc finger (gene dbf4). Gene Ontology annotation, biological process: regulation of cell cycle phase transition; positive regulation of nuclear cell cycle DNA replication. Gene Ontology annotation, molecular function: protein serine/threonine kinase activator activity; nucleic acid binding; zinc ion binding. The coding region runs from base 487 to 2349 and encodes 620 amino acids. Gene Ontology annotation, cellular component: nucleus; Dbf4-dependent protein kinase complex. The record is from RefSeq and is a predicted model, not a curated record. Lineage: Eukaryota; Metazoa; Chordata; Actinopteri; Perciformes; Cyclopteridae. The transcript has 13 exons.
UGAUGUUGCCAGACUCGAAGACUUUCCGUAAAACGGGAAAGGACGACAGAUGCGUUUACCAAAGACGGACAAGGUUGUUUUUUUUAAAGAAAAUUAAUCUGAACUUUGUGUUAUUACAAAACUGAUGUGAGUCUAAAUUGUUAACUUACUACAUUUAAAUGUGACAGUGGCUACGUGACGGGGAAGUAUCAAACAUGGCAACAUAGACUUCCUCCGCCAUUGGAUUUGAAGCGGGAAGGAGACGUUAUUGUGAACGGACUAGCGAGUGUCUAAACAGGUGCACAACAGCCUGACAAUGCAUACUUUGUUGUAGCAAACGCAUCAUUGUUAUUAUUAUAAAGUUCAGUUUACGAAAUAAUGUAACGUAAGUUGAGCAAAACAAGCUGUCCGUUAGUCCUCCGGUGGACCGACAAACUGACGUUCACGUGAAGACGGAGACAAACAAAGACUUCCUGUUGUCUCAAAACAAACAAACAUUGGUUCUCAAUGCAAGAGAAUACAAUGAAGCCGAAACGCAUCCAGAGACACACAGGACCCAAAUGGCAAAGGAAAGGAGUCAGCACUGGUGACAAGGCGAUGCUGAGCCAAGCGAAGCCAACAUGUGUGUCCUCUUCUGCUCAAGCCAAACCUUUUGCUGGGAAAGUGUUUUACCUGGAUCUGCCAUCAAACAAGAUAGCGGAGAUGUUGGAGAAUGACAUCAAAGACUUGGGAGGGACUGUUGAAAAGUUCUUCAGUAAGGAAAUCAAAUAUCUGGUAUCCAACAAGAGGGAGGCUAGAUAUGUGCAUUGCAUUCGGCAGGACUCUGCUGUUCCCAACCCAGACCCGGGCCCAAGUUCAACUCACCCUCGAUCAAACCGGGACAAAAUCAAAAGCAAGUCUCAGUGCCAAACGGACACAUUUGUCCCCAGCAGAGGGAAGUCUUUGGUGGAGAAAGUGGUGAAAGAGCAGGAGAGGGUGAAAAUUAACAAGAUCCUGUCAAAUGCUCUGGAGUGGGGUGUGAAAAUCCUCUACAUAGAUGAUAUAAUGGCAUAUGUUAAGAAGAAAAAAAAGAUUGUCAGCAGCCAGUGUCCUGCUACCGCUGCGGUCAAAACAAGUGUCAAAGCUGAGUCAGCAGCAAAGCAAGGCUUUCAGAAAUGCAAAGGCGGUCGAAUCGGUAAACCUUUUGUCAAGGUGGAGGAUUCAAGCAGACACUACCGACCGAUCUACCUCACGAUGCCGAACAUGCCCGAGUUCAACCUGAAGACUGCUCCUCCCUGCAGCCCCUUCUGUGUGGAGGACAAGGUUCUUCCUGGAAACAAACAGCUGGGACGCAGAGGUGCGAGCGAAGAGCUUGUAAACGGCAGAAAGAAGAACAGGGACAAGAAACGAGGCGGCUACUGCGAAUGCUGUAUGAUCAAAUAUGAGAAUGUCACAAUGCACCUAAAGAGUGAACAUCACAAGGCUUUCUCCAAGAGUGACCAAUACUUGGUGAUAGACAAACUGGUUUCAACUCUGCAUUGCAACUUCCACAUCAAGACUACAAUCAAAAGACCAAAAUGCAGUGUUUCCUCCAUUCUCAUUGCUCCUGGACCAUGUGGGCAUACAGUACAACGACUCGAUGAUGAUGAAACGGAGAUUAUUAAAGAAGAAGAGCAGCAUCAGACUGUCGAUGGGCAUGAGGGAUCUAACUCAGCACAAACUUUAACAAUCGGAUCAGUUCCUAGUUCCACUCCUCUGAUUCCCAAGGAGAGGAAGAGCUACACUCACUCGGACAGAUCCAAGCACAAAUCUCUUGCAUGUAAAUGGCGGUGCAGACAGAAUUCUUUGACUUCUCGCUCUCAAAAAGCUGAGAAGUCUCAAAUUCCUGAGCCCAGGAUGGAAACAGCCCCCCCUAGAGGUGAAUGUUUUGCUUCCAUUCCCUCCAGAGUUCCUUGGGUCAACGAGGUGGACCAAACAACAACUCAAGACGUGAAGAACAGCUCAACCUCCUGCGUUCAUAAUGUGAACGUUCAGAAUGAAGGUUCCUUAAAAUGUGCUAAUGUCAUAAGAAAUCAACAAGAGGAGUCUGAUAAGAAACCGGAUUCCUCCGAGUGUGAGGUCGCUCAGGACGGAAACGCAUUGGUCGACAAAAUGACUGGAAACAACCUCUCGGAAAGACGAGAAGAAAGUCUUUCUUCACACAGCUUCUCUCCGGUCCGGACAAUACAGAGGAAGGUGAGAGUUUAUAAACGAAAGAGACGGAAAGUCGACACGUGCGUCGAAAGCGUAACGCCGAGUGACAUUCCCGACAACUCCAUGAUAAAACUCUGGGAGCUUUUUCAGCCAACUGAUGACAUGGAUGUGGCAUUUCUGGGGUUUGAGGACUCGUAAGGGAGAAAUGAACUAGGUGAUUCUUGCCUUUUCCAAUACUUGAAACAUGCCAUGUUCUGUGCCAUGGACUAUACAAGACACUAUAUGUUAAUUUGACUAAACAGUCAGUUUGAAGGCAGCGGAGUGAUCUUCAUUUAGUUUCAUCACAUGAAGGGAAUCUGUGGAUACGUAUGUGUAUUUGGUAUUUAGCAUUGUUUAAGAUUUCAAACUUUAAAAAGAGGUAAACCAGCAAUUACCUUUUACAGUGGGGGCUUGUGCUGCAAAAGUAUUUGAAACGAUAAUAUUCCCAUGAAUAAAAAUAUGUACUAAAUGUAUCUUGAUAUUGAGUUAUAGCCCUUUUUAGAACGAUCCACAUCUUUAAUUUAUCUUGUCUAAUAAAUCUCCUUUGUAAUGAGUAUAUAAAGAGGACAUAAUAACACUUAAUUGAUCAGUUGAAUCCAGGUGAAAUCAAUCUAUUAUUUUCAUAAUAUAAUGCAAAUUGCUUGUGUCCUGAAUUGUCCACCAUUUGCCCACAUUUGGUCUAAGUUGCAUCAGUCCUGAAAUUAUAUAGCAUUCUUCAGCUUUUGACAAUACAUUAUUUAUCUCAAACUUCUGUUAUUUCAAUUAGAAAUGGGAACAAAUGCACAGAAAAGCCAGCCUCUGAACUUUAACUCUUAAACUUUGUUUUUAUACAAACUAGUUUUAAGUAGAGAAAAUUCCUCUUGAAAACAUGAACUGGAAUAAAAUGUCACUUGCAGAAAAACUGCGAUAAAUAAAUCACAAAGUAUUAAAAGACUUUUUAGACGGAUGCAUUUUACACAUUCUCACUAAUUUGAUACUUUUUUUACCACUUGAAAAUCAAUUAACUUUCACUGUGUAAAUACAUUUUUACAGAAGUGUUUUUAUAGUAUAAUACUGUUGAGGGGAAUAGGAGCAUAUACAAAAGAAAGCAGCUUUAUUAAUAAUAAUUUACACAGUAAUCUGGAGAACGGUGGCUUGAAUCUUCCAGACCUUGACAACUGAUUGUUUAUGUUGAUAACAUGGUUGCAUAUGAAUCAUAUGUGUGGUACUGAUAUGACAUUUUAGGAUUCUUCCCAAGUGCACUUUUCCUGCCUUCUCAGCUGUCCUUGUUGCCCCAUUUGGUGCAUUAGCUUGUUCUCUCACGGCUCUCAAAGCGAUGCACUGGGUCAAAUGAGAGUCACUGGCUUUAAGAAAAAGACAUGAGCAAUAAAGUGUUCUGAAGUACAAGCAUGCAAAUAAACUGGAAAUGGCAAAACUGAA